Messenger RNA from Rana temporaria (common frog), 1604 nucleotides. Its product is annotated as 5-hydroxytryptamine receptor 3A-like. Gene Ontology annotation, cellular component: neuron projection; membrane; synapse. Bases 122 to 1492 code for a protein of 456 amino acids. The record is from RefSeq and is a predicted model, not a curated record. Gene Ontology annotation, biological process: signal transduction; regulation of membrane potential; nervous system process. The transcript has 9 exons. NCBI's taxonomy places the organism in Eukaryota, Metazoa, Chordata, Amphibia, Anura, Ranidae. Gene Ontology annotation, molecular function: transmembrane signaling receptor activity; extracellular ligand-gated monoatomic ion channel activity; neurotransmitter receptor activity.
GUCCAUAUGAGAUUAAACAGGCGUGUACAAAACAGGUUCAGUUCCAUUCCCACAAUCUAAUAUCUCCCCCACAUCUCUUCAAACAUGUCAUAGAGAAUUGAAGGUGUUCUUGUUCAGGACCAUGUCUCCAUACGGCUGGUGGUUGUAUCUCACUGUUCUGCUUUUUUUCGAUGUACUGUACUGUGAGAAUUGUUCUUACAAUGAUAUUAAACUGAAUUAUCCAAAACAAAAGGUGCGCCCGGUGAAAAAUUGGACCAUGCCUACUAUAGUAACGGUUGAUUUUUCUCUGGUAUCAGUCGUCAGUUUGGAUAUGAGCAUGCAAGCAAUUACUACCGUUGGUUAUUUUUCUAUGCAGUGGAAGAAUGAAUUCAUUUCAUGGAACCCAGAUUCGUAUUGCGGGAUCAAGGAAAUGUACAUAAAACGUGAUAAUUUUUGGCAGCCAGACCUCUAUAUCUAUGAAAUGAUUACCUAUGAUGAUAAAUCUCAAAAAAAUCCAUUCUACAUUGUCUAUUAUGAUGGAAAUAUAACUGAUAUUAGAAGCUUACAGACUGUUGCUGCUUGUAAAUUAGAUAUUUUCAAUUUUCCCUUCGACACACAAGUCUGUAACCUUUCAUUUGGCUCUUAUAUUUAUCAAGCUGAUGACAUACAAAUGAUGCCUUUACAUAAUUCCACAGAGUUCUUUAACCAUACAAAGGACUACUUUAUGGCAAAAGGAGAUUGGAUUCUCACUGACAUCAGUGUAGCCCAGGAAAUCUAUAAUCUCAAUGGUAACAAUUACAGCAAGGUGUUUUAUACGUUCACAAUAGAAAGGGUUUCUGCAGUUUAUGUCCUGACCUUCAUUAUGCCAGUUUAUUUCAUGGUGGCUCUGGACAUGGUCAGUAUGUUUAUUCAAAUGGACAAAGCAGAUCGGCUUGGUUUUAAAAUGUCUCUUGUGCUGGGAUUCUCUAUGCUGCUCUUGAUUCUAAAUAAUAUACUACCACUCUCGGAAACUCCGCCAUUGCUAGGUAUAUUCUGCUGUGUUUGUAUGGCCACCAUGCUUGGCAGCAUAGUUGGAUCCAUUGGAACCACCUACAUUCUAAACCUGUAUGCGGCACAAGGAAAUCUUCCACAUUGGGUAAAAAACAUAAUGCUAAACCAUUUCUCAUAUCUUCUGUGUUUUCGAAGAACCCUUCACAAAGAUGUGGCCAGCAUUGAACCUCAGGAAAACAGUGACCGUCAGAAAAAGGGAAAAAUAUGCGUAGAGCUUGUGGAAAUGAAAGCAAAUACGGGGAGACAGUUGAACAUAUCUACAGAAGUAAAGCUCUUAAAAAGGCUACUGUUAGCCAUUUUGAAGAUCCACAAAUCACUGAUAGACACUAAAAUGGAAAACAUUGCCAAGUUACAGUGUACUGCGGCAGCUAACCUGGUGGACCGUCUAAUAUUAAUAGUAUACACGCUGAUAAUAACAGUUUUAACCAUUUAUGUAACUGUUGUCUGGUCUCAAAAAUUUUAAAUGCUUGUCUGAUAAUUGUGACAAUUUGAAAUCACACUUCAAUCACAAUUGAACUAUGUCUGUUUUCUUCUACUCAUUAAAAUACUGUGAAGCGCUGACUUUUGGAUUAAAA